ACCGCAGGGCGAAGAAACAUUAAAUGACGAUUUAGACAAUUCGGUAUCAAAUACUUUAAUAAUUCAUAACAAUUCAUUUCUUGACAAUUAUGCUUCGGCAUUUUAUGGUCAAAGCAAUAGACACGAGAAAAAUAUUGGUAUGCUGUCGGAAUUAUCGCCACCUACCUUAAAAAGUAAACAACUAGGAACGGCACUUUAUAUGUUGCCCAACAGAAAUAACUCAACUAAAGGAAAUAGUGUGCCUUCGUCACCAAAAAGUAUACCUAGAAGAUCUCACUUAACUAGCUAUUUAAGUACUGGAAUUUCAAAUUCACCAAAUGAGAACUCUAGUUCUAAUGUUUCGUCACAAUCAAAAAAUAUUUUUAUGGAUACAAAAUUUGAAUUUCCAGAACAUUCGGUACAAGAAAUAACUGAUAUACCAAAACAUUACCUAGACCAGUCGGAGGUACUAAAGCAUUUAGCCAAAGAAGUACAUCACCAUCAAUCUCCUGGGGAUUCGUCGAAAACUUCGUCUCUAGACUCCACCAAAUUUCAAAUGACAGAUUUCCAGAAAUAUACCGAAAACAAGUUAAAUCAACUGCACAAUGUUAGAAAAAUUUCCGAAGAAGCAGAUAUAAUAAAAGCGGACGGAUUGAUAAUAUCGCAUUCUCAUCCGGAUCUUACGAAUAUCGAUUACAAUAAUGCUAAAUCCGAAGGAAAAGGUGUCAGAAUUUCUGAAUUAAGUAAAAGACCAAAAACUCAUGGAAGACCUGCAAUAGAGGGAGAUAAUGAAACAAAUCAUAUUAUCCAAUUGCUAUCUACUGAAAAUGCUUCUCUGAAAAAUGAAUUGGACAUGUAUUAUCGAAAGGUUGCCAAAUUAGAAAAAUUUGAAUUGGAAAUUCAAAAAGUGUAUCGUGCUCACGAGGAUUUAAUUAGAUCAUCAGAGAAAAGAGAGAAAUUAGAGAGAGCUGUUCGCACAUGGUUAGAAAUUGAAAUUCAACGUCUCUCCGAUAAUAAUAAAGAACUGAAAGAAAAACUUGAAGCAACGACUUCUCAUUUUUCAAAGAGAACAUUUUUGAACACAGAAGGUACAGAUUUACAGAGAGAAAUUGGAAAAAAAGAAAUUUUAAUCUCACAGUUAUUAUCUCAAAAUAAAGAAUUAUUAGCUGAAAAAGAAAGACAAGAAAUUGAACUCCAAGCACAAAGAGUAACAUUACAAGAACAAAGAAAUCAUAUUGACAUUUUGGACAGUGCUCUCACCAAUGCUCAGCUGAAUGUAGUAAAAUUGGAAGAAGAUUGUCGUAAGAAGCAGUCUUACAUAGAUCAUGCUGCUCAGCUUCAAAAAGCAUUAGUAAAUGUCCAGCAGACAAGUGAGAAAAGAGUAAUGAUGGAAAAGAAAAUUAGAUCAGAACUCGAAAAGGAAAUAGAAGAUUUAAAAAUAGAAAAGAAAGGAAUGCCAUGUUCUGACAGAAAUAAGAAUUUGCAAACUGAAGAGGAAUUAAGAAAAACAAUAAGAGAAUAUGAAGAGAAAAUUGUAUUUUUAGAAUCUGAAGUGACAAAGUGGGAACAGUGUUACUUGGAAGAAAGUACAAUGCGCCAAAUUGCAGUAGAUGCAGCCUCAGUGCCAAAGGAUGCCAAAAUAGCAGCACUUGAGAAAACAUCACAAGAAAGUGAAAAAUUAAUAGCACAAGCUAGAUCUGAAAAGUUGAAACACAUGGAUGAGUUAUAUGCAGCUCAAAGAAAGUGUGCCGAAUUAGAAGGAAGAGUAAGAGAUCUGGAAUCAAAAUUAGCAGAACGCGAUGCAAUGAUUAAGGUACUCCAACAACAUUCUCAAGAGAAAGACGCCGUCCUUCAGAAUGCGGUGCUCGGUCGACCGCCUCGUCAUCACAUUAGAGCUGCAAGCACCAUGGGUUUGACCACCAGUACCAGUCAUAGUACAACUACGACGGGAACGACCUCACUUGCCUCGGGAUCUUCAACUACAUCGAGUUCUGUCCAUCAUCGUACUGGUAGUAAAGACUGCAUUAGAGAUGAAUUAAGAAUAUCUCCAAUGGGAAGUUCAUCAUCAAAUAAAUCAAAUAGUCCAUCUUCAUCUUUAAUUGUAAAUGAACCUCUGUUAAUGUCCAAGAAAAAACUUGAUGAACAGUUGAAGGAGCUGGACUCCAGAUUAUUUAAUAAGAUAUUUUGCUGCAAAUGGAAGAGGUUUAUAAAUGCAUUUUCGAGAUUCAAACCGACGGUGCAUCAAAUUUUCAACGUGACGGUCGUGAAGAGGUGCAUGUGAUCGGAAUCGUCGGACUUCUUCCGUUUUUUCUAUCGGUCACACCGACGACCGUCGAAAUCUCUUCCAAACUAUUAAAUUUCUGAUCGUAAAAUAAACUAUGCAGGACACUUUAAUAAGUUCGCAUAGAGACGAAAUGGAGCACACUCAAAAUCAAUUCUGGAGAGUUUAAGAAGAAAAUUUGAUAAAUUCGACUUUGCUGGAUUAUUCCAGCUUCACUACGUUACGGUAUUUAUUAUAAGAAUAUUUAUGCCUUAUAAUCGUUAGAUUAAGUGAGAUGUAUUUCGUGUCAUUGAAGACUGCAGGAAUCGCUUUGCCAUAAAAUGUAUAAAUGUGUCAAACACAAAAUUUCGUGUCGACGAUUUUAUGACGAAAGAGCUCUUUUUUUUACGAGAGAAAUAUUUUUCUAAACUAUGUGCAUAUUUAAACAAAGGAAAAAACAAUAUUUUUUUUUUUUUUGCUGAUAAAUUAUAGUCAGUUAUGUCUUCUAUGCUGAUAAGAAUUUUUCUAGAAGUAUACAAAAGUUAUGUACAUUGUAGUUUUGUUAAAAUGACUCUCUUAGCUGUUUACACCAAGUAUAUUGUUGCAUUAUUAUUAUUUUGUUAUUUCGAUACAAUUAGUAAAUAUAUUUAUAUACUACAAUAAAGCUUCGGUAAAAUCUU
Messenger RNA from Centruroides sculpturatus (bark scorpion), 2919 nucleotides. RefSeq names its product angiomotin-like. The coding region runs from base 140 to 2260 and encodes 706 amino acids. Gene Ontology annotation, cellular component: bicellular tight junction; plasma membrane; cytoplasmic vesicle. The transcript is spliced from 14 exons. Lineage: Eukaryota; Metazoa; Arthropoda; Arachnida; Scorpiones; Buthidae. Gene Ontology annotation, biological process: regulation of cell migration; actin cytoskeleton organization. The record is from RefSeq and is a predicted model, not a curated record.